Messenger RNA from Styela clava, 1350 nucleotides. RefSeq lists its product as uncharacterized. NCBI's taxonomy places the organism in Eukaryota, Metazoa, Chordata, Ascidiacea, Stolidobranchia, Styelidae. The record is from RefSeq and is a predicted model, not a curated record.
GCCCCGGCCAGCGAAUUAUCGCCUCCUAGUGGCCGUGGUAACGAACCAGCCGGCGAUAUAUCCCUUCCGCUUUCCGGGUUCACUGUUUCGGUUCAACGCUUCUGUGUGACCUGGUUUUGGUAUCAAUCGAUUCUGACGUUACGUCUCUACAACGCAUGAUAACGAGAAAAAGGCAUCAGGCCAUCAUGUGAUUGUUUAGUGCUCCCAAAGUUUUUGAAAAAUGACGAUUUUCUAUGGUGAUUUGUUCGUGAUAUAGUCGAUUUAGGCGCUGGGAACACGCCGUUUUGCUUGUAAAUACAGCUUGUAAACAAAGACCGUCUCGUCUACAACGCUAUGAUAACGAGAAAAAGGCAUCAAGCCAUCACGUGAUAUGUUAGUGCUCCCAAUGAUUUUGAAAAAUAACGAUUUUCUAUGGUGAUUUGUUUGUGAUAUGGUCGAUUUAGGCGCUGGGAACACGCCGUUUUGCUUGUAAAUACUGCUUGUAAACAAAGACGACCUCUUUUAUGAAUGUUGGCUUGAUAACUGUUAGCGUAGCGGCAUUGUCUUUUGAAAUUUAAUAUGGAAUUAUCUACUGGAAUCGAAGUGGAAAGUGAUUUUGGUGAGAGCUCUGGAGAUGAGUGGGAGUUGGAAGACAUUUCGUCCUCUUCUGAUGAAUCAACAACUCCAAUAUUUAUAAGGCAAUUCUCCAGUUCUGGCAGUUCAGAUAUGCCAAGUACCUCGUCUGCGUCCACAAGCACGACUCGUUCAAGGAGAGGCAGACCAGUAAAAAGAAGAUGGUCACGUUAUAUUGGUCAUGUUAUAUUGCCAGGGUAUCAGUGUUUUUAUUCAUUCUUUUUCAUUUAUUCUUCACUCAUUGUAUAUAAACAUUUUUCGAUGCGAUUAUUCCCACACUGUUUUUUUUAGUCUUUUUGUAUACACUGUUUUGAUGGAUAUCACUUUUUUCUAAAAUCAUCCUUGUUAUAUUUUAUGCAUUGUAUAUAUAUAUCAUCACUGUUUGAUUCAUUUCUUUCAUCAUUUGUUAUCACUGUUUGGUUCUUUUCUUUCGUUUGAGUUGUUGUUUUUCAUCCGAGACCACAAAAAAAAUUCAUUUUUUGUGUAUUUUCAUAUGCUCUUUAUGAAUAGUAAUUUAUGGGUUAGACAGGAAGGGAUAAUUUUCCUAGAUUCGCAAUAGCUUGUAGUUUCUGGCCUCCAACUUUGGUGGUCGUGGCGUUUAUAGUUUUUUUGUGAGUAUUUCGUUUUCAAGGUCACUCGAUUUUGAUCAAUUUUCGCCAAUAUUUACUAAGAGUGAAAACAUCGAUUAGUUUGACCUACAUAUUCGGCGAGUCGGUUGGAAUGUGGUAAAAAUGAAAG